CUACAAACUCCAAAAACCCAACACAAACCAGAGUUUGGGAUUCCAAAUCCAAGAGGCAGCCACAUUUCUAUAUCAUCAGAAGAUGAGGGUGGGCGCUCAUGAUCUGAAGCUCAAGGGGCUCAAGAGGUCUCUCAAGGAGCACAAGGCCAGGCUCUACAUCAUCCGUCGAUGCGUCGUGAUGCUCCUAAGCUGGCAUGACUGAUCAAGCGAUUCGGAGUGAAUUUCUUCACAGUUUCUCUUACUUCUCUAUCUGACUGGCCAGCCUAGUGGCUGAAAUUUUGGGUCUCUAUCUCUGAUGUAUGUAACAGCUGUAUAUAACCUGUCAAAGUAGGAGGACUGGAAAUCAAUGGCAACUUCUUUCUUGA
Molecule: messenger RNA, 365 nt
Organism: Triticum urartu
Lineage: Eukaryota; Viridiplantae; Streptophyta; Magnoliopsida; Poales; Poaceae
Source: RefSeq, a predicted model, not a curated record